This is a messenger RNA of Sycon ciliatum, 4027 nucleotides long. RefSeq names its product phosphatidylinositol 4,5-bisphosphate 3-kinase catalytic subunit alpha isoform-like. The transcript has a single exon. The record is from RefSeq and is a predicted model, not a curated record. NCBI's taxonomy places the organism in Eukaryota, Metazoa, Porifera, Calcarea, Leucosolenida, Sycettidae. Gene Ontology annotation, cellular component: plasma membrane; cytoplasm; phosphatidylinositol 3-kinase complex. Gene Ontology annotation, molecular function: 1-phosphatidylinositol-3-kinase activity; 1-phosphatidylinositol-4-phosphate 3-kinase activity. The coding region runs from base 119 to 3211 and encodes 1030 amino acids. Gene Ontology annotation, biological process: phosphatidylinositol 3-kinase/protein kinase B signal transduction; phosphatidylinositol-3-phosphate biosynthetic process; phosphatidylinositol-mediated signaling.
AACAACGUCAGUGUGUUUGAGCUGUUGGUUCAUUUGCAGUUUUUUAUUUUUACUCUGCGUAUUACAGCUGGAGAUCUCCUAGCAGUAGCAGCGGAGGAUGCCGAAUGGGCUCUGAGCAAUGUUUGCGUUGGGGGAAGAAGACCCAGCGGAGGUCUACGCUGCCUUGUCCCAGCCAAUUGACGUCGAUUGCUUGUUGCCAACUGGUGUGCUCAUUCCUCUGAGAUGUCGACCUGACAACACAUUGGAAACGAUCAAGGCCAGGCUAUGGCGUGAGGCGGAAGUGAAAAGCCAAUAUCCUCUCUUUCAUCAGCUGAAGGAGUCUUCCAAGUAUGUAUUUGUCGGCAUCAACAAGAAUGCCGAGACGGAAGAGUUAGUGGAGGAGAAGAAACGUUUCUGUGAUUGUGAAUUAUUCCAUCCACUACUCAAGGUGGUGGAACGUAUUGGUGAUCAGGAAGAGAAGUUGCUGAACGCUGAGAUCGGUACAUUGAUUGGCAAACGCCUUCAUGAGUUUGACGAGCUGGGUCUGGAGGUUCAGGAUUUCCGUUACGAGAUUCAGCAGCAUUGUGUCGGUGUUGUGGAAUCAAGAAAUCAAACAGCAGAGAGCCUGCUGAGAUGGUCCUAUCCACCGGAUCUUGAACUCACUCCCGAUGUGCCUCCGAGUUUGAAGAAGAAGCUGCACAAUGGAGAGCAGAUCCUGCUGGACCUGAAGAACCCGAAAGGCCAGGUUGCAUCCAUGACGGUGAAAAUCUCCUGGACUGCCAUGCAGUUCUUGAAGUCGAUCAUUCCCGCCGAUGAGAACCCUGGCGACUGUGUUCUGAAGGUGUGCGGCCAUGUGGAAUACUUCACAGAGAGCAAUGUACCGCUGUCACAGUAUCGCUAUAUUCGCAACUGCCUGGCUAAGAGUCAGCGGCCAAUGCUGAUAACAGUGCGCAAGAGUGGACUGCUGAGUGGCAUUCAAAUCGACAAGUUCCGCAUGGACAAUAAGCUACGGCAGACCUACGCCUCCAGUACAAUAUCUCAACGACCAGACCAAGUUAUAUCACUCUGGUCAGUGGCUUCAAAGGUUACCAUUCGUUUGCUCAAGGCUACCAAUCUAAACUCUGACAGUAUCUUGGUCAGGGCCGGCAUCUACCAUGGAGCUGAACCACUAUCUGACAUUCGCACCUCCAAAAUUGUCACCAAUAAUGGCGGUGAAUGUGCAGUUAAUGAUGUCUUGAUGUUCGAUGUGGAUGUCCGUGAUCUGGCCAGAAACUGCCGCCUGUGCUUUGUGAUUUGUGGCACAUCGGGUUCAGACGGCGCUGGCAAGAAAGGGAAGUCUGGUAUAUUCAGCAAGAAGAAGGAGCAGAUACCACUGGCCUGGGUCAAUCUGAACGCAUUCGAUUACAACGGCAAGCUACGCUCCAGUACGCAUGCACUACAGUGCUGGUCGGUGGAUGGUGCCUUGGAGGACACACUCAACUUUAUGGGAACGACCGUUGAAAAUCCCGACAGCACGUGUCCAGUACUGCACAUUGAGCUAUCUCCAUUCUCUCUCCCAGUGCAUUAUCCAAGCCUGGAAGAAAUGAGCAGUACUGUGCACAGUCCGUCACCACCGUCCCCUGGUUUCCAACCAGCAGGCAAGGAACAUCUGAUGAAGAUCGUCGAGAUGGAUCCACUGGCGGAACUGGAGGAUCAGGACAUGGAAGCGUUGUGGCGCAGCCGUGAGUUCCUCGCCACCAUUCCGCAGUCACUGCCCAAGCUUCUCAAGUCAGUCAAGUGGAAUAACCGCGAGUGUGUGGCUAGAAUGCUGGUGCUGCUACAGUCAUGGACAGCUCUGCCGCCAGAACAAGCAUUGGAGCUUCUUGACUAUCAGUAUGCUGAUCAGAACGUGCGCAACUUUGCUGUCCAGUCGCUGCACUCAUUCACUGAUAACGAGCUGAUGCACUUCUUGCUACAACUCGUGCAGGUGUUGAAGUAUGAAUCCUAUCUGAACUGUGAUCUUGGCAAGUUUCUGCUUUCUCGUGCUCUGAAAAACCAGAAGAUCGGUCACUUCCUCUUCUGGCAUUUGCGUGCUGAGAUGCAUCAAGCGCCAGUGGCUGUUCGCUUUGGUCUGCUAUUAGAGGCAUACUGCAGAGGUAGUAUGGGCCAUAUGCAGUCACUGCUGUGUCAGCAAGAGGCACUGUCCAAGCUGCGCUCCGUCACUGAACUGCUCCAAAGCAAGACGCUAAAGGAACGACCCAAGGGUAUGCGAGCCAUGCAGGAAACUCUGGAGACACCACAGUACCAGGAGGCAUUAUCUAACCUGGUAUCCCCGCUCAGUCCAUCCUAUCGGCUGCACAGUUUGAAGCUGGACAAAUGCAAGUUCAUGGACUCAAAGAUGAAGCCUCUCUGGUUGGUUUACAAGAAUGCUGACGAGGAUGGAGCAGACGUCUAUCAGAUCUUCAAGAACGGUGAUGACCUUCGCCAGGACAUGCUGACGCUGCAGAUUAUUGGCAUCAUGGAUAGCAUGUGGCGAGCUCAAGGUCUUGACAUGCGCAUGAUCCCAUACGGCUGCCUCUCUACUGGCGACCAAGUCGGUCUGAUUGAAGUCGUUCUGCAGGCCAACACUGUUGCCAAGAUUCAGAAAGCCAAAGGCGGUGGUUCUCGUGGCGCUUUUGACAAAAGCACACUCUACAAGUGGCUACAGGAGAAGAAUGCCGAUAAGGUUCAACUGGAUGAAGCGAUCGACACGUUCACAUAUUCCUGUGCUGGUUACUGUGUGGCGACGUAUGUCCUGGGAAUCGGUGACCGUCAUUCUGACAACAUCAUGCUAAAGGAAACUGGUCAGCUCUUCCACAUUGACUUUGGCCACUUCCUUGGAAACUUCAAGAGCAAGUUUGGUGUGCGCAGAGAACGCGUGCCAUUUGUCUUGACCGAUGACUUUGUCUAUGUCAUCACACGCGGAAAGGAUGAUCAGAAGGAGGUGGAUAAGUUCCGUCGGCUCUGCGAGGAAGCAUUCUUGCUGCUGCGACGCAAGGGCAGUCUGUUGAUCAAUCUCUUUGCAAUGAUGCUGUCAACUGGCAUUCCAGAAUUACGCUCCCUGGAUGACAUUAACUAUGUCCGAGAUGCCCUUGUGCUUGGCUCAUCUGACGAAGAGGCACUAGCCAGUUUCCGCAAGAAAUUCAACGAAGCUAUCAAGAACUCUUGGAGUGUAUCCUGGAACUGGUACAUCCACAAUGUCGUUCGCAACUGAGGGUGCGGCUGUGUAUCAUGUCAUUCUACAGUUUGGAAUAGCUGUCUCUACUUUCUCUACUGACCUUUUGUCAGGCUGUGGUACCAACCAGUCAGUAUUUACUGUUGAUGUACUUUUAUUUGGGCCUGGAUAUCGGAGAUUUGCCUCGAAUUUAUUUUGCUGCCAACAUCGGUAUGUUUUUAAAUGUUUGCUUGAAGUUGUGUAUGUCAUGAUCAGCUCUGACAGACCUAUCGAUCAUUGUUAUUAUAGUUUUAAAAUAGCCUUGAAUCAAGAAGAUUUAGUUCAACUGACUUCUUUUACCAGUAUAUCUUUUAACCAUGUUUUACUAUAUCUCCGUUAUCUCCUGAAAUCAUGCAAAUACAUGCAAAACAAUGCGUUGUGAAUAUUUUGUACUUCGAGUAUUCAUUUUCCACUUCAAGUAUUUUUGAAGUUUGCUACGCUGAGUUGGUCAUUUGUAUCCUGCUAAGCCUGAUCCUUUUACCCGUAGUCUAUUUUUGGAUAGGUUGUAGUUAUUUCUGCUCCCGCAUCUCGCAUCUAGGGUAUCUUGAUGCUCAGUAGUGGAAAGCCUCUGAUCCCCAUUAUAUCAUUCUAGAUCUUGGUACAGUUACUAGUACAUGUAGUUGCUUUUCUCUCUCCCUCGCCCGAUGCCCUCCAUACCAGGUAUUGCUGCAUGCUGUUGGAGCAAGCCCACUCUCUGUACUUCCAAUAGAAUUAUUGUUUUUUACAUGACGAGCACCUGUCUUACAAAAUCUUCCCUGUGACCUGUAUGUUGUGAGUAAACACCAAACUCAAUUUUGACAAAAAAAGUGGCAAUAU